GUCCCGGGGGCCGCCGUCUGAGUCGGAGCGGGCGGGGGUCUCGGCGAGGGCCUUAGGGCUUCCGGGGCAUGCGGGGACCGAGGGCUAGACCCCGGGGCCGGGGCGACCGGGGCCUGACGGGCGUGCCUGGCCGGGGGCGGACUCGGGCUGCCGUGACGCGGGCGCCGAGUCGGGCCCGCGCCGGCGGGAGGCGGGUGCGAGGCGUCUCCUCCUCUUCGCGAACUCUGGGUGACCUUGGCCAAGUCACUUCAUCCCCUGAGCCAGCGCCUUGGUGACUAACAUGCAGAAACCCAUUCUCUGACUUGCUGACUGGCCCUCUAUUGACAUGGCCCACCGGGGUGGGGAGAGGGACUUUCAGACUUCAGCACGGCGCAUGGGCACGUCGCUGCUCUUCCAACUUUCAGUGCACGAGCGGGAGCUGGACCUGGUUUUCCUGGAUCAUAGCUAUGCCAAGCCAUGGAGUGCCCACCCAGAUGCCAGUAGUGCCCGUCCCACCCGCAUGCUCUUUGUUACUCCCCGGAGGCAGCACGAAAGUACCAUUGAAUCAGACGUCCCAGUAGAUGUGGAAACAGUCACGUCAACCCCUGUGCCACUCUACGACAAUCAGAAGGCACGCAGUGUGAUGAACGAAUGUGAACGGCAUGUCAUCUUUGCCAGGACAGAUGCAGAUGCUCCUCCGCCACCAGAGGACUGGGAGGAGCAUGUCAAUAGUUUCUCUUAUAGGACUGGCUGGACCAUGGCCCAGAACAAGCUAUUCAACAAGAUCCUCAAAGCCCUGCAGUCUGACCGGCUUGCCCGCUUGGCCAAUGAAGGGGCUUGCAAUGAGCCGGUGCUGCGCCGGGUUGCUGUGGACAAGUGUGCAAGGAGAGUGCGGCAGGCCCUGGCAAGUGUGAGCUGGGACACCAAGCUGAUCCAGUGGCUACACACCACCCUUGUGGAGACCUUGAGUCUGCCUAUGCUGGCGGCCUACCUGGAUGCUUUGCAGACGCUGAAAGGGAAGAUCCCUGCCUUGAUUGAUCGGAUGCUUGUGUCAUCCAACACGAAGACUGGGGCUGCAGGAGCUGAGGCCUUGUCUCUCCUGCUGAAGAGGCCCUGGGACCCUGCUGUGGGGGUGCUUUCUCAUAACAAACCAAGCAAACUCCCUGGCUCUCCUCUUAUUCUCAUUGCCUCCUCCGGGCCCUCCAGCUCUGCGUUCCCCACCUCACGCCGCCACCGCUUCUGGCAAUCCCAGCUCUCCUGCUUAGGCAAGGUUAUCCCUGUAGCCACCCAUCUGCUGAACAAUGGUAGUGGGGUGGGAGUUCUGCAGUGCCUGGAGCAUAUGAUUGGGGCGGUGAGAAGCAAAGUGCUCGAGAUUCACAGCCAUUUUCCCCACAAACCCAUUAUCUUGAUUGGCUGGAAUACAGGAGCUUUGGUGGCCUGUCAUGUGUCGGUGAUGGAGUAUGUCACUGCAGUGGUCUGCCUUGGGUUUCCUCUGCUUACCAUGGAUGGCCCCAGAGGGGAUGUGGAUGACCCCCUCUUGGAUAUGAAGACUCCAGUCCUCUUUGUCAUUGGACAGAAUUCUCUUCAGUGUCACCCCGAAGCCAUGGAGGACUUUCGGGAGAAGAUUCGGGCUGAGAACAGCUUGGUGGUGGUUGGGGGAGCUGAUGAUAAUCUCAGAAUAAGCAAAGCAAAGAAGAAAGCAGAGGGGUUGACUCAGAGCAUGGUGGACAGAUGUAUUCAGGAUGAAAUUGUGGACUUUCUGACUGGGGUGCUCACUCGCACCGAGGGGCACAUGGGCUCUGAACCUCGGGAUCAGGAUGCUGAGAAGAAAAAGAAGCCCCGGGAUGCGGCCCGCAGAGACCUGGCCUUUGAGAUUCCUGAGCGGGGCAGUCGACCAGCCUCACCAGCCGCCAAGCUGCCUGCCUCACCUUCAGGUUCAGAGGAUCUUUCCAGUGUGUCCAGCAGCCCUACCUCCAGUCCCAAGACCAAAGUAAGCACCGUGUCCUCUGCCCAGAAGGCCAGCCAGAUGGGGAGCUCUCAGCUGAUGAAGAGACAUGUACAGCGGACAGAAGCUGUGCUGACCCACAAACAGGCCCAAGCACAGUUUGCUGCUUUUCUGAAACAAAAUAUGCUGGUGAGGAAAGCUCUUCCUCCUGGCACCUCCUCCUGUCUCUUUGUUCCCAUUUCAUCAGAACCAACUGAGGAAGCAGAGAAAGAGGAUCUUAGGGUCCAGCUGAAGCGGCAUCAUCCCUCCAGUCCUCUUCCUGGCAGUAAGACCUCCAAGCGACCGAAGAUAAAAGUGUCUCUUGUCUCCCAAGGGGACACGGGUGGAGGGCCUUGUACUCCUUCCCAAGGAGGAGCUCCAGAAGCCCUGGGAGGGAAGCCCAUCACCAGGACGCUGGGGCAGGCUUCAGCAGGGGCCACGGAGCUCACAGGGCUUCUCACCACAACCAAGUCAAGUGCUUCUGAAGGCGGAGUCUCAGCCUCUUCCAUCUCCAGUAGUACCACACACUCCAGUGCCUUGCACACACUCCAGAGCCGCCUGGUGGCCACUUCUGCUGGUAGCUCCCUCCCAGGGGCCGCAUCAGCCAGCAGCCUCCUGCAAGGCCUCAGCUUCAGCUUGCAGGAUAUUGGCAGCAAGACCACUGGCCUCCCAGCAAAUCCCUCCCCAGGGCCAGCCCCACAGGCCGCCAGUGUGAAGUUGCCCACCCCCAUGCAGAGCCUGGGUGCUGUCACCACGGGCACCAGCACCAUUGUCCGUACCAUUCCUGUUGCCACCACUCUCUCCUCCUUGGGUGCCACUCCCUGUGGGAAGCCCACAGCCAUCCACCAGCUGCUGACCAAUGGGGGCCUGGCUAAGUUAGCAAGCAGCCUCCCUGGCCUGGCUCAGAUCUCUAAUCAAGCAUCAGGCUUGAAGGUCCCCACCACCAUUACUUUGACACUACGUGGCCAACCAAGCCGAAUCACCACGCUGAGCCCCAUGAGCUCUGGAGCAGCCCUGACAGAGGAGCCCACCUCCCAGGUGCUGCCCUCCAGCUCGCAGGUUGGUGAUGGCUGUCCCACGAUGAGCCCUGGACAUGUGCCGUCCUGCUGAGCUAUCCGUUUGUCUGAAGACCUCUUGAAGACAGUCAUUUUUGCCUCCCCACCAGUUGUCUUCAGGGCUGUGCCUCUGAGUCUUGUGAAACCAUUAGGCUGGGUGAUGUGGUGCCAACAAGGGGAGCACUGUCUUUCCAGCACUUACACAUCUGGUUCCCAGAGCCCCCAGGCUCCUCAAGUAUACAAGUAUAUGUGGCCGGGCAUGGAUCAGAAGCACUUCUUCCCCAGCCUUAGCUGUGACUUGAUCCUGGUUGCAGUGCUAGACACCUCACCGCGUUUGAUAAAGAAGUUCCUUUUGGAAGUCUGUGCUGCCUCCAUGCUAAGUUGGGAGGGGACAUCUGCAUGGUCUGGAUCUGUGGGAGUUAGGAUUGAGAGCCUUUGCAGAGGACUGAGAUCAUCCUGGCCCACCAGACCAUUGUUUGCUACCAGAAGGGUUGUUUUGAACAUCACUGUUGCCUUCUCUGAGCAGCCAUGGGAGAGUGUUUUCCAUGCAGCUCCCUUUUAGGAACUGCAUCAGGUACUGAAUAGCCUACAGAGACCUGGGAACUCCUAAUCUCAAACCCAUGAUAAGGCAAAGGGAACAAGGCUGUGUCACCUUUCAGGCCCUUUAGCCCCUGCGGAUGUUGGGUAACAGCAGUUACCAGGAGGUAAAUAGCCAGACUGUUUUCAUCACUCUUUGGGCAACUCUGUAUCCAGAAAGCCAGGAGAUCCAGAAAGGCUGAGAAUAGGAUGGAACAAACGAAGUGGCUUGAAGUGCCAGUUAAGUCUUGCUGUGAAAACAGUUUGGGCUUGAGGCUUUGCAUCUCACACCUGAGGAGCUGUUGAUUCAGUUGGAGGUGAGAAGAAGGUAUGUCAAUUAGAGGGAAGAAACUUCAACCCCUAAAAUUUUAUCUCCAGGGCUUGGAAGUAGAACACAGAUACCCAGUUAAGUUAAUAUCUUGGCUAUCCCAGGAAGUUUAGGCAUCAAGACAACGAAUGCCAUGCUUUGGUAUUUCUAUUUCCAUCCCAUAUGACUGUUUUGUCUUCUUGGUUAGAAAAAGGGAGAUUAUUGGCCCAGACUCCACUGUGCAGGGCUCUUGGUGCCAGCCUCAACCCUGGAGAAGUGAUUGCUGGAUAUGAGCUCUGACCCCUCUUUACUUCCUCACAUUACUUGUGUGCAGAGGUAGUUUUAGAUUUGGCUUAGUACCUAUCUUUCAGAGUAGGCUUCCUUCUCUUCCAGAGCCUAGAAUAUUUCCAGCCAAGGUAAUAAAUAAGGCAACUCAAAUGUAACUCUUUGGUAUCUGUAGUCAGGGAGGGGCCACAGCAUGCCAUGGCUGGCAUUGUGGUCUAGGGUCCUGACCCAUGGUGCAGCAUAUAUCCUAAUCAGGCCACCUGAGUUCAGUCCAGAAGCCUCACCUGCUAGUCUGAGUGACAACCACAAGGGGGAGUGUCCAGUGUGCAGGAGUCUCAGACAAGGCAGACAGUGCUGCAGAUGGGGCUGGGGGGUAUAUGUGAAGAGUGGAGAGUGCAUCUUAAACAUAUAUCCUCCCUCCCUGGCCUCCUGCACAGCUGGUCUCAGCAGUGAUUCACACAGGUAGGCUGCAUUCUUGCAUUAGCUGAUAGGUAAUUGCUUUCUGAAACUCAGGAGGCAUUUAUUAAGUUUGAGAGAUACCAAAGCUACAGAGACAUCCAUGGGUCAGGGGUUUAAUAACUUCAUAGGUAUAAUGGUAGUGCACCAACAGGAACUGAGGACAGUAAGGCUAUGUGAGACUAUGAAGCUUUUAGCAAUCAUUUAGGACAGACAGAGGGUCCUGAACAACCCAUUCAUGACUUAGUGCAGCCUUGACAACACUGCUCCUGAAAAAUGCUGGCCCAGUGUGUGCUUGGGCCAGAGGAAAAACUGACACAUUGGCCUAUGUUUGUAAAUCCUGGUGUGCUUCCCAUGGUUGACUUCCUGAGGCUUGGGUUACACACUGUGAAGAAUGCCCAAGCUAGAGAAGCAUUGUUGCGAGGACAUUAAUUCUUCCUUAUUUUGGAGGGAUGGGCUGAAGGGGGAAGUGGUUGAAGUUACAGUCAUGUUCCCCAGUUCCACACUUCUCCAACCAUACUUCUUGAAAUGUAAAACGAGGUUUUCCUUUACCUAUAACAUACAGGACCUGGAGUUCGUAACCUCAGGUUAUACUAUUAGCCCAAACUGGAAGGAUCGAGAAGGUUUUAGUUAAAUUGUGGAUGACAGGUGCAUGUUGAUGCACUAUGGAAGAUGUCCUUGUGCUUUGAGUAGAGGUCACUGAUGAAGACCUGUGUAUUCUUCUUGGUCCUGCAUGUCAUUCUAUGUCAUCUUAUCCCUUUAACCAUAAUCAAGAUGCAGAACUAUUCCAUUACCAUGAAGACCUCCCCCACAAUGCCCCUUUAUAGUCAAACCCAUCCACUCCCCCCUCACCAUUUCUAACCUGUAGGAGCCUCUAAUCAUUUCUACAUCUCUGUGUAUAGAAUGAUAUAUAAAUAGAUUCUUACAAUACAUGACCUUUGGAGGUUGGCUCUUUUCCACUCAGCAUAAUUUCCCUGAUGUCUGACCAAGUUAUGUGUAUCAGUUCAUCUCUUUACUGCCGAGUAUGAAUGUUCCAUGGUAUGGAUAUAUGACAGAUUCUGUAGCUGUUCAUCUAUUGAGGGAUGCCUUAAUUGUUUAACAUUUUGGGCUAUUACAAAUAAAACUGCUCUGAGCAAUUUUAAACUAA
Manis javanica (Malayan pangolin) is the source of this 5789-nucleotide messenger RNA. The record is from RefSeq and is a predicted model, not a curated record. NCBI's taxonomy places the organism in Eukaryota, Metazoa, Chordata, Mammalia, Pholidota, Manidae.